Molecule: messenger RNA, 1485 nt
Organism: Malus domestica (apple)
Lineage: Eukaryota; Viridiplantae; Streptophyta; Magnoliopsida; Rosales; Rosaceae
Product: cytochrome c-type biogenesis ccda-like chloroplastic protein
Biological process (GO): cytochrome complex assembly
Cellular component (GO): membrane
Source: RefSeq, a predicted model, not a curated record
UGGGUGUUACUGGAGAUGCCCAUUAGCCUAGUAAGCCCAUAUAUGGUGAUAUUAUUUCUUCCAAAGUUUGUGUUGAUAUUUCUGCCAAUGAUUGCUUGCUUGCUUGCUUCCACUGCUGCUGUGUGAACCAAAUCCGAAAAAUUUGAGAUGAAUUUGGCUAUCAACAAUUGCGGCAGUUAUGGAAUUAAUCCUUUCACAAUUUCAAGCUGCAAGGGUGGCCAGAAAAUCAGUCACAGUAAAAAGUAUAUGGUGCCCAGCAGAAUGCUGAAGGGACCUGCUUCUACUUCUACACCUCAGGAUGCUUGCCAAGAUUCUGCAUCAUUGGCAAAGACUGAUAGAAGCAGCAGCACUAGCAGCUUCCCAAUUAAGACUUUUUUAAAUUCCAUGGCAGCGGCGAAUUUGGUCUUUGCCGACUUGGCAAAGGCUAGCACGGAGAAAAUGUUGAAUUCUUUUCCGAGACAGGACGGUGCUGUUUCAGUAUAUACCUUGGCUGAUGGAGGCCCUGGAGAAUGGUUUGGAGGCUUCCUAUUUUCUGCUGGACAAGAUGCUAAUGAAGCUGUUCAAGACCAGCUAUCAGCCCUCAGUUUCUCUAGUUUGGCAGUUAUUUUUGGGGCUGGGCUGGUGACCAGCCUUUCUCCUUGUACUCUUAGCGUUUUACCGCUGACCCUAGGUUACAUAGGAGCAUUUGGCUCAGGGAAAAGCAAGGCAGAGGUUCUUGGGAAUUCAAUUGCGUUCUCCUUAGGAUUGGCAACUACACUUGCACUCUUAGGCAUAGGAGCCUCAUUCGCUGGAAAGGCAUAUGGACAGACAGGGCAGGGGUUACCUUUGACUGCUUCAGGUUUAGCUAUUAUUAUGGGCCUGAAUCUCCUUGAGGUAAUUGAACUACAGCUCCCCUCAUUUUUUAGCAAUUUUGAUCCCCGGGCUGCUGCUGCUAAUUUCCCUUCAAGUGUGCAAGCAUAUCUAGCUGGGCUUACAUUUGCUUUAGCUGCCUCACCAUGCAGUACGCCAGUGCUGGCCACUCUGCUUGGAUAUGUUGCUACGUCUAAGAAUCCAGUUAUAGGAGGCAGCUUACUUUUGACGUACACAAGCGGUUAUGUUGCUCCUCUACUUCUUGCUGCUUCUUUUGCUGGAGCACUGCAGAGCCUACUUUCAUUUCGCAAAUUUUCAGCAUGGAUAAACCCAAUCAGCGGUGCACUUCUGUUAGGAGGGGGUGUGUAUACUUUCUUGGAUAGGCUUUUCCCAGUUACAAUGGCAAUGUAGAGAUUUGCUCAAUGAAAUAAACGUCGAAACACUUCCACAAUGGCAAUGUACAGGAUUCAACAGUUCUAGUUAUGUGUAAAUCUAUACUAAAAUUGCAUAAGAUGGUAAGAGCGAAAAUAAUGUGAAUCCCUUGUAAAGUAUUCUGAUUUCAUCAUUCAAACUGAGGUAAAUAGGAAUCCUGUAAGGAAGAACAUCAUAUUUGACCAAACCAUAUUUUUGUUUUUU